Molecule: messenger RNA, 2950 nt
Organism: Zingiber officinale
Lineage: Eukaryota; Viridiplantae; Streptophyta; Magnoliopsida; Zingiberales; Zingiberaceae
Product: protein NEN1-like
Exons: 8
Coding region: 142-1578 (478 amino acids)
Molecular function (GO): 3'-5' exonuclease activity; nucleic acid binding
Source: RefSeq, a predicted model, not a curated record
UACAACUUGUGCUUGCCGUAACGUUCUACCUUUAUCUGAAUCACAAUCCAUUCCUUUCUCCAACAUUACGCUUCGAAUCAGUUCCAGUACUUGUUCGAACUCUUCGAUCCACCGUUCGCUCCUUGCUGGAGAGAGGAGGGCAUGGAAGCGAACGGGGCGGAGAUCGUGUUCUUCGACGUGGAGACGACGGUGCCGAGCCGCUCUGGCGAAAGGUUCGCGCUGCUGGAAUUUGGGGCCAUUCUCGUCUGCCCGCGACGGCUGGUGGAGGUCGGGUGCUACUCCACCCUCAUCCGGCCCGCGGACCUCGCCGCCAUUUCCUCCGUUUCCAUCCGCUGCAACGGCAUCGGCCCCGACGUCGUCUCCACCGCCCCGACCUUCCACGACGUCGCUGACCGCGUUUUUGACGUGCUCAACGGACGAGUUUGGGCAGGGCACAAUAUUAUUAGGUUUGAUUGCCCUCGGAUAAGAGAGGCGUUUGAGGAGAUCGGACUGGCGGCUCCUGAGCCCAAGGGCAUAAUUGAUACAUUGCCUUUGCUUACUCAAAAAUUCGGCAGACGAGCUGGGGACAUGAAAAUGGCUAGUAUGGCAACUUACUUUGGGCUCGGACAACAGAAACACAGGAGCCUAGAUGAUGUUCGAAUGAACCUUGAAGUUCUCAAGUGUUGUGCUGCAGUUCUGUUCUUGGAGGUGAGUCUCCCAGAUGUUUUUUCUCUUGAUAAUUUAGUGCCCAACGGUAUUACAUCAAGAACAGCGACCUACUGGAAUGCUUCUCAUUCUCAGCAAAAUCUGUACUCACCUUCUGACGAAUUCAAUGAUCAGCAAAUAAACAGACAUAUUUUGAAUACCAGUGAUCAAGCUGGACCUAGUACUCCUGUAUGUGAGGAUCUUUCCAACAUGGCGGUGAAAAUGAACAUAGACUUGUUACAGUCUGACACACAGUUGGCCCAAAUAACAUCUGAUUGUGACAUUAUUUCUACCUCAGUUCCUACUGAAAAUUCCCAUGGUUAUGCUGGAUUUUUGGAGGUUGAUCAAGUGUUACCAAACAAGAUCAGAGCACCUACAGUCCAAAGUUCUCGAAAGAUUGUUCUACUUUACAGAGAAUGUCCCUUGCAGCUUUUUUGUAUGGGGAUGAUGAUUCAUUUUGGUGUCAACUCAAUAUUCAUAGACUAUGCCGGCCGGCCAAAGCUAAGUAUUGUGGUGGGUGCUCCAGAGAACUUAUGCAAGGUUUUGGAUAUCUGCGACCAAAUUGCUCAAGUAGCAUCUCAGAAUUCUGGAAGCAACUCUGAAUGGCGACCUGUGCUAAAGAGGCUUGGCCACUCAAAUACCUUCACUAUUCGUCUGCACAUCCCUACUGUGGCUAAUGGUGAUGGGACCAUAUACUCCACUGAGAUAUACCACAAAGAUCCAUCUGGGAAUAUGCAGAAGCUUGUUUUCAGCAGAUUAGAUGCUUCUGAGCUUGAAACAAUAUUUGUGCCAGGAACUACAGUUGAUGCUUAUUUCAAUACAGACAUCUAUGAUUUCCAACAGAAUGCAGGCAUCAAAUUGGUAGCCAGGAGAUUGGUUGUGGUCUCCAAAUAGGAAAAAAAAAAUAAAUAGAGUAAGGUUUCAUCAGUAACAUGUAGUGCAAAUUAUGGUGGUUGAAUGGCAGCAACCACAUUGUGGUAGGGGGUGAUGUAACUUAAUCUAUCUUUCAUUGACAUUUAUCCAUGAUAAUUGAUCUUGCUAAAUGCAAAAAUAUUAUAAUCUUUUAUUUACACCUUUGUGCAUCUGUGAGUCUAGUUGUGGUGAUGAGGUUGAGAUGCAGAUCAAAUGGGGAAGAGUACCCACCAUAUGUGCCACCAUGCCAUCAAUGCCCUGGAGCCUCAAGCUAUAUCAGCAGAUCUCUGCUAAUCAUCAAAUUGAAACAACAAUCCCAAAAAAUUCUUUUGUUUGUUUAUAUUCCAUUCUACACUGUAAUUCAAGUUCCAGAGGAUGUACUCAGAAGCAUAACUGAUGCAGUAUGACUCGUAAUUCUCUUGCAAAAUUUACGGAUCAACUGAUUGUUUCAGAAUCUAAUAUUGCUGCAGGUUCUGAGGAGAUUACUGGAGAUGAUGAAGCAUGAAGUGGAUGUUGGAUUGAUCUCAGACUAUGCCAACUUCAGAAGAGGGAAAUUGAUGAAACUUGGAGCUGCUGCAACAACUAAUGAGCUCAGGAAGGUUCAUGGAUGAUUAAGCUGCUGUUCCAUGCGCUGGCGUCGAUCUCGGACACGCGCCGUCGCUCCAAGACGAUGUCGGACACAUGGCGUGCGCCACCGCUCCAUCGCAUGCACUUUGCCCUCCUUAAAUUUUGACUCAUCUCAGCUCGAUGAGAAGAAAACUCGAUACGGUCGGUUGGCUGCUCGACGAUAUGCAUCCUCGAACCUCGUCGCUGCUUUUUUUGCUGCUGUUGCUCCUUGUGGCGGCGGAAAUUCCUGCGCCGGCCGUGGCGACGGCGUCAAAAGUGACAACCGAGGAUGAGACGGAGCAGGGAAUUAGCGAUGGGGAAAAGGACGAGUCGUGGACCGAGUGGGCCAAGGAAAAGAUCACCGGAGGACUUGGUCUCAGUAAACACCACCACGAAGGCCAUGAGGAGGAGAGAGACACUUCGAAGAAAGCCGAAGAGGCCGCGGAGAAGGCUCGGGAGGCAGCCAGAGAGACGGCCUACGAGAAGGCAAAGAAAGCUGGGGAAGCAGCUAAGAAGACUUCAGACGUGAUUAAAGAAGGCGUCUCGGGUUGGUAGUGUGUUAAAUUCACGAGCAGAAAGUUUUUUAGAUUAAUGCUGCUCGCGCAAUCUUGCAGAAGCUGGAAGUCGCACAGCAGAGAAGGUUGCGAAGUUCAGGGAGGCCGCCAAGGAAACUUCUGAGGAGCUUGCAGGCAAGGUGAAAGAGAAGGCGUCGACUGCGAAGGAACCUGCCGAAGAGCUCGCAGGUAAG